This is a messenger RNA of Aspergillus ochraceoroseus IBT 24754, 1624 nucleotides long. Its product is annotated as Zn(II)2Cys6 transcription factor rglT. Gene Ontology annotation, cellular component: nucleus. Lineage: Eukaryota; Fungi; Ascomycota; Eurotiomycetes; Eurotiales; Aspergillaceae. The transcript has 2 exons. Bases 228 to 1508 code for a protein of 426 amino acids. Gene Ontology annotation, molecular function: DNA-binding transcription factor activity, RNA polymerase II-specific; zinc ion binding; sequence-specific DNA binding. The record is from RefSeq and is a predicted model, not a curated record. Gene Ontology annotation, biological process: positive regulation of transcription by RNA polymerase II.
AAAAUAAAAAAAAUGUCGGGAGGACCUGUUGACCGCCCACGUGAUAUACCGCCUCCCUGAUUAGGCAGUAACUGAAGUCAUUGGAAACCCGACGAGAUCUCGUUGUCUGACAUGCGAUUCCCGCCUGGUUUACUCGCUCUUCAACAGAUCAAAAAGGGGGGGGGUUCUGUCUUUUCUGUCUUUUACCUUGAUGUACCACGGUAUUAUCUGUGUAUUCGGUGUCCAAGAUGCAAUAUGAAGCAUCCCAGUGGAGCCAACCGCACCCCGCGUCCACCGACAAGUUGACCCCCCCAAGUGCCUCUGCCGCCGCCUGCGAAACAGCGCCCUCUCAGCUGCAGCCAGUGAAACGGCAUGCGGCUUGUGAUGAGUGUAGGAAACGAAAGUUGAAAUGCUCUGGCGAACUCUCGGGAUGUAGUCGUUGCACUAAGCAGUCACUUAUCUGCCACUAUUCCGUCCAGAAGCAGAUGGGACGGCCGCCCAAGAAGCGUAUGCGAGAAGAUGACGAUAAUGUGGUAUUCAUGGGUCUGUCUAACAGUGACAUGUGGACCAGCUCGGAUAACAACCAGUUUUCUUCAGAUUUGGGGACAGAAACUACGGUCGAUUCCACCCAGCUGUUCUCCCCGAUGUACCCAACUCCGUUCAGCAACUUUCCGUGCCGACUGUCGACUGAUGAAAACCACCGACAUUCAUUGCAGUUGGCGCUGGGUGAACCGUUGAGCUCAGUUCCAUCAACAGCCUCUCCUUGGCCAGAUUUCCACAGCGUCUCAUCAGCAGCGCCCAAUCCAUUCCUAUUGCCACCAGGUCUAACUCCUCCUAUCAGCCCCUCGGACUCAGGAGCGUCGGCCGACACUCAAUGCUCUUGCCUUUCAUACCUCUAUCUCUGUCUCAGCCAUCUCUCUUCCCUCAAAUCCUUCCCAAUCUCUCAACAUACAAUAUGCUCGCUCUCCAUUUCCUCCAGAACUGCGCAAGCAAUCAUACGCUGCCCAAACUGUCCCUCCAGGUUCGAUACGGGUUUUCAAAACGUCAUGUUCACAGGGACGCUGCUCAACGUAAUCGCCGACUCCUGGCUGCGUGUGUCCAAAGCCGACCCUGUUGAGCUUGGGAAACAAGUAUCUAGCCCUGACUGCAUUGCAGCCAUCAAUCAAUCCGCCGACCCAACAGCGGCCUGGAAAGACUGGCUCCGACAGCUCGUCCGGAACAGCGUUGUACACGGGCCCAUCGACCCCGGCAUUAAACCACCUUGCCUCAAUUCGCCAAGCGUGCUCUCCCUCAUCGAAGAAAUGGAGGCUCGCCAACGACGAUGGCAUGAGUCAUCUGACUCCCAUCCAUUGCCCCCGGAGCAACGACUACAUUCCAGCCCAAAUCUCGACGUCGAUCCCCACGCUGAGCAGGAUUUACUCUGCCUCCGCGUAGCGAAGAGUGCGAGGCAUGUCAUUGCCAAAUUUGAAUUUGAACCUGACGAGUACCCAGACAAUGUAUACUUGUCGCCCGACGGCGUUUCAGCAUGAAAUCUUAUUAUCUAUCCAUAUUCCUCCACGCGGCGUUGGAGUUUUGAGAAGGAAAAAUGUUUUUCGAGUCGAUAUCCAGUAUAUAUAUAUACCAGGCGUUCUUAAUGUGAAUGGAU